Messenger RNA from Sinocyclocheilus rhinocerous, 740 nucleotides. RefSeq names its product vacuolar protein sorting-associated protein 8 homolog. The record is from RefSeq and is a predicted model, not a curated record. Lineage: Eukaryota; Metazoa; Chordata; Actinopteri; Cypriniformes; Cyprinidae. The transcript has 5 exons. The annotation marks the transcript as partial.
CUGUGGACACCUGUACCACUGCCAGUGUCUUCAGCGUAAAGAGGUGGGUGUUUUGAGCGAGAGGCAGUACUCAUGGAGCUGCUACAAAUGCACAUCCAACCAGGGCACACGGCCAGCGGACAGACCCAGCGCAGAGAGCUCUCGAUCAUGCUCUACUUCUCUGGCACAGACCACAAUUAGCGUCAUUCUGAACUCUUGUUUUAUGUGUAGCUGUGGACACCUGUACCACUGCCAGUGUCUUCAGCGUAAAGAGGUGGGUGUUUUGAGCGAGAGGCAGUACUCAUGGAGCUGCUACAAAUGCACAUCCAACCAGGGCACACGGCCAGCGGACAGACCCAGCGCAGAGAGCUCUCGAUCAUGCUCUACUUCUCUGGCACAGACCAAAGUGAUGUCUGCUCAUCAUGGGAUUGUGGCAGAGGCUCAUGGGAGAAAGAUGUUGACUGAAGCCACUCUGGAUGCCCAGCAGACUCAGGCCUGGGAUCAUUUCCGCACUCUCUACAGAGGACCAUCUAGGCUUGCUGUUCUGACAGAACUCACUCAUUCUCAUGGCAGUGAGAGGGCCGGUCUGUCGAACCCUGUCCAUCCAGGAACGGGAAGUAUUUAUCACAGCGAGAAUGUCCAGCUAAAGCUUUCUCCUCCGCCACUGGUGGAGGAGUAGAUGACUCCGCCCACUGUUACAAAUCAUAAUAAAGCACUACCAUGUCUGUACAGAACUCAUGUUUGAGAUGUUGUGUUUCAAU